Puccinia graminis f. sp. tritici CRL 75-36-700-3 is the source of this 1905-nucleotide messenger RNA. RefSeq lists its product as uncharacterized. The coding region runs from base 1 to 1905 and encodes 634 amino acids. The transcript is spliced from 8 exons. The record is from RefSeq and is a predicted model, not a curated record. NCBI's taxonomy places the organism in Eukaryota, Fungi, Basidiomycota, Pucciniomycetes, Pucciniales, Pucciniaceae.
AUGCCACCAUUCGAAGGAGAAGGAGGAAAGAAGCGCAAGAGAAGUCGAAGACCAGCUACUUCAUCAUCAAUUUCCUUGGCCAAGGCACUCGAACUUGAAAGACAACACGCAUUGCAAGACUUGUCCUCGAACCCACCCAACGAUCCGCCGAGUAAUCACACCUCAAGAGGCCUCCCGGAUGAAUCCAAUCCCGAUGUCAAUGACUUUGAAUCGGAUCGUCAACAUUAUGAAGAUCACCAAGAACUCGACAAUGACUAUGAAUCUGAUACUCGGGUGCAACUACUAGCGGAUUACUUUCGGUCCGAGCAUUACAAAAGGAGAAAGCUUUUGGAAGAGCAACAUUGGCAGGAAGUUUAUGAUAAGAUGUUUACUUCUUUCCAUGAUUGUGCAACAAAGACUUCGCAUUGGGGUAACCAGAUGUUAUGGGAUACCGAUUGGAAGGCUGAGUGUGAAUGCACUCUUACUCGGAAAAGGCCAGUAGUCCUGGUCGAUCUUUUAAGUCGAAGAGAAAGCAGGAUCGAGUUUUGUGAUUGCCAGCCUGACCAGGUCCGACUGAUUCAAAUGGGAUACAUCGGUGGAGCCCCAAAAUUUCCAAGAACUGCAUUCUCGAUCAGACUACUUCAGUUUCAUCACAUAGUCUGGAAGCACAGUGCUAUAGCACUGACCCCAUUUUCCAAGGCCCUUGAUGAACAUUUGGAUUUCAACAGCCCUCUCAUCUUGGUAAAUCGACCUGAAUUGGAAGAAGAAGGGACUUAUACAACUCGCCAAUGGCGGAAAACACUUUUGUCCGCCAUUGAUGCGUAUCGAGAAAUGCUUCACAGAGAAGAGCACCUAUCGGAAGAGCUCCUACAGAUGUCAAAAAUCGAUAAAUUGGCCGAACUUUGCCCAAAGUGCUUUGGACCCACGGUCCCAGGCAAGAAAGAAGAUGAACCAGAUUAUAUUGUUUGCAUGGACGGGAAUUUUCAAUAUCGAAGACACAAGGCUGCGAGCAAUGAGAUCAUUCCCCUGAAAACCCCGAGCCUUUUUAUCAAUCCUGACAAGGUUGAAGCCAUGGCCAUAUCCAUGAGCAAUACCAGGAUCGCUGAUGUGGAACCGGAAUCUUCUAGUGACCGGUGCACCGACCAACAUACAGCCGCCAAUGAUGUCCGUGGAGGACACACAUGGAAAGCAUGUGAUGACACUGGUAUUUUUGGAAUGGCAUGUCGCCAUGACCAAAUUUUGAGCCUCAUCAACAUAGUGAGAAGCGGAGAAAGAGCCUAUUUCCCAAUGACAAUGAUCAACUAUCUUCUCAAAUCUACUCUAACCCAUGGAGGUACCCCAAAGAAAUGUGCAUUUCUCUACGACAUAGGUUGCAACAUUGAAAAAGGAAUAUCAAGGAGGGAUCAAUUUUCAGAAGAACGAUCAAAUAAUCAAUUGAAGUUUGGUACCAGCGUCUUCCAUGCCUAUGUGCACGAAUGGUCUUGCCAACUGAAGUACAACCCAAGGAUAAAUGAAGGUUGGGUCAAGCUAUUGUUGGAUCGUGGUAAAACUAUUGAGAAGAUGAUGAGAACUUCUCAAAAAGAAUUACAGGAAAUUUCAGAUCAACAUGGUCACCACACUGAAUAUCUUAAAAACCAAUGGUUUCGUCAGAGAGCAUGCCAGCUUUCCCAAAUGGAAACUGACUCACAGAGCGAUUUGAAAAAACAAGUAGACCAAUUGAUAGAUUUGGAAGACAAACUUCGAGAAGCACAUGAAGAGAUGGUUGAGAUCCAACACCGACAGAGGAGGACUCAAACUGUGGAUCAGGUCAGACGCAUGGACGAGCUACCAAGCACCUUAAUAUGGUUGGAGCAACAGAUUGAAGGAAUAGUUGAAGAACUGGGUUCUGAGUUUUUUGAGGGUGUUUCUGGUGCAUCAAGUGAGUAA